Molecule: messenger RNA, 2033 nt
Organism: Hippocampus zosterae (dwarf seahorse)
Lineage: Eukaryota; Metazoa; Chordata; Actinopteri; Syngnathiformes; Syngnathidae
Product: activin receptor type-1B-like
Exons: 9
Coding region: 80-1696 (538 amino acids)
Biological process (GO): nervous system development; protein phosphorylation; activin receptor signaling pathway
Cellular component (GO): plasma membrane; activin receptor complex
Molecular function (GO): ATP binding; activin binding; activin receptor activity, type I
Source: RefSeq, a predicted model, not a curated record
AUAGAGCUAUGCAAUAGUUAUUUGUUAUGCUUCUCAACAAUUUGUGUGGUACAACUUGUACAGCCUCGAGGAGGAUUUCAUGUCAUGUGUCCUCGCAUCAUCCCACUUUAGCUGGCUAACUGGGCAAAAAACGUGCUCCGAUGUAGUGCAACGCUGCGCAGUUUUUUUUUCAUUCGUUAUGGCGAAUUUACGCAUUGUGCUAGUGUUCGUCAAUUGUCUCAUCGUGUACAGAGGCUCUGAAGCUCUUCUGUGCAACUGCACCAUUGCGGAGUGUGAGAGGACGACGGGCUUCUGGUGUGAGACGGACGGAGCCUGCAUGGCCUCCACGUCGCUCAUCGAUGGUCAAGAGCAGCACGUUCGUACUUGCAUCACCAGAGACAAACUUGAACCACCCGGACAUCCCUUCUACUGUCGCAGCACGGAGGGCCUGGUCAACAUCCACUGCUGUUAUACCGACUACUGCAACAGCAUUGACCUCAAAGUGCCAUCUAUGACUACGCAGUCAAGCCCCGAUGAAGGUCUUUGGCCAGGUGGGAAGUGGGGGCUGCUGGAACUAGUCGCCAUGAUAGCGGGGCCGCUGCUCCUGCUGUGUCUGCUGCUGCUGCUCGGCCUGCUUGUGUGUCAGUACCAGCGGGGGGCCUGCAGCCACCGACAGAGGCUCGAGGUGGAAGACCCCUCCUGCGACCACCUUUACAUGCCAAAUGACAGGAGCCUGCAGGAUUUCAUUUACGAUCUGUCGACAUCUGGUUCCGGCUCAGGCCUGCCUCUGUUUGUCCAAAGGACUGUGGCCAGAACAAUUGUUCUGCAAGAGGUCAUCGGAAAGGGGCGAUUUGGUGAGGUGUGGCGAGGACGUUGGCGGGGCGGCGACGUGGCGGUGAAAAUCUUCUCCUCCAGAGAAGAGCGCUCCUGGUUCCGCGAGGCUGAAAUCUAUCAGACCAUCAUGAUACGCCACGAGAACAUCUUGGGCUUCAUCGCAGCUGACAACAAAGACAAUGGCACAUGGACUCAGCUGUGGUUGGUGUCAGACUACCACGAAUACGGCUCCCUGUUCGACUACCUGAACCGCUACUCCGUCACAGCUGAAGGGAUGAUCAAACUGGCCUUGACUGCUGCCAGCGGCUUGGCACAUCUGCACAUGGAGAUACUCGGAACGCAAGGCAAGCCGGGCAUUGCCCACCGUGACCUGAAGUCCAAGAACAUCCUUGUGAAGAAAAACGGCACCUGUGCCAUCGCUGAUCUGGGUUUAGCCGUCCGUCACGAUUCUGUCACAGACACCAUCGACAUCGCUCCCAACCAAAGAGUGGGAACCAAGAGGUACAUGGCUCCGGAGGUUCUGGACGAGACAAUCAACAUGAGGCACUUUGACUCGUUCAAAUGUGCUGACAUCUACGCUUUGGGGCUGGUCUACUGGGAGAUUGUGCGCCGCUGUAAUAGUGGAGGUAUCCUUGAAGAAUAUCAGUUGCCCUACUACGACCUGGUGCCCUCGGACCCUUCACUGGAAGACAUGAAAAAGGUGGUGUGUGACCAAAACACACGACCCAUCAUCUCAAACUGGUGGCAGAGCCAUGAGGCUUUGCGGGUUAUGGGCAAAAUAAUGAGAGAGUGUUGGUACGCCAAUGGUGCUGCCCGCUUGACCGCCCUGCGCAUCAAAAAGAGCUUGUCCCAGCUUUCUGUUAAAGAGGACAUUAAAGUUUGAUCUGAAAGUAGCCAAACACUAGGAAAGAGCCUCUGGGAAGUGUCACAUCCUUAAGUUAGCCUUCAGACGCAAUGAGAAUAGCUGACACUUUAACAAUGACUGCAAAGUCAAUAGCUUUGCGAUUUUUUUUUUUUUUUUAAGGCACUGAUGAACCCUACCUCACCUUCACAGAAACCUGUCUGGUUCCCGUUCAACACACCAUGACAAGUAUCCCUGGACUUUCCCUGCACUCUGAAGCAAUCGAUGACAGUGACUGGAUUACAUUUUUUUUUUUUGAAAAGAGUCAAAAUGUAAGGUGAUGGGGAGUUUCACAGUAGUCCUCAGAGGCAAAGCACUU